AUCAACGCAACUGAAAAUCACCCUGCGGAAAAAUGAUGAUCGGAGAGCGAAACCACCCAAACCCAGUUGUCCACGUUCCUCCAUGGCCGGCGUCAUUCACCGAUGAUCAAACGGCCGAUGUUUCUAUGACCUUGAGCCCUAAUGCCAAUGCUCACUCUAGCCCCAGCUUCGAUGACUACUCCUUUUGCCUCCAGAACGACGCUCUCGCGGCCCUCCAACGUUUUCUGCCGUCCAACCUUAAAACAAACUUGACUGAUCUUGUACUGGAGGAUCUCGACGCCGCUGAAAACGACGACGGUUUCGGGAAAGACUUGGAUCUUCCGGUGGACGCCUACUCAUGCGAUCACUUCCGUAUGUUCGAGUUUAAAGUGAGGAAGUGCAUGCGUGGCAGGUCGCAUGACUGGACCGAGUGUCCGUACGCUCAUCCGGGAGAAAAAGCUCGCCGGAGGGACCCGCGCAAGUAUCAUUAUUCCGGCACUGCAUGCCCGGAUUUUCGUAAGGGGAGUUGUAAGAAAGGUGACGCUUGCGAGUUCGCACACGGCGUAUUUGAGUGCUGGCUCCACCCUGCUCGCUAUCGUACGCAGCCAUGCAAGGAUGGGCUUAAUUGUAAGCGUAGGGUGUGUUUCUUUGCUCACUCGCCGGAGCAACUGAGGGUUCUCAGCCCACGCGCUGAUUCGUACGAUGGGUCUCCUCAUCGACUUGCUCUCGAGGGGUCUUUUGGCAAGGCGCUGCAGUUCAUGUCGUCGCCGGAAUCGGGCUCGCCGCCGUCUGAGUCGCCACCGAUGUCUCCGAUGACGACUUCCACCUCCAUGAGCUCUCUGAGUCGGUCCUUGGGUUCCAACUCGGUCAGUGAGAUUAUGGCGUCACUGCGUCAGCUGCAGCUGAAUAAAGUUCAGUCCGUGCCGUCUUCUUGGGCCUUGCAGGCGGGUGGCUCGGGAUCCGGGACGCCCAGGGUGGUCAUGACCCGGCCUGGUUCCUACAGCUUGCCAUCGACCCCGACGAGGACGGUGGCCCGGAACGGGAUGCGAUACUUUGACAACUGGGACAAGGGAGGGGGCGAAGAGGAGCCAAUGAUGGAGAGGGUGGAGUCCGGGAGGGAUUUGAGGGCCAAGAUAUUCCAGAAACUGAGCAAAGAGAAUCCCUUGGAUUGGGUGGAUCCGAGCCCGUCUGAUGCCCCCCCGAAUCCAGAUGUUGGGUGGGUGUCGGAUCUGAUCCAGUGAAGAGCUGGAGGUGGUCUGGACAUGAUGAAGCGUGUUGUUUUUGGGUAAUCAUUAGUAAUGAUUUUGUUGAUGAAGGUGGGCUUUAGAUUUGGCGACCCUCUCCAGCAUGUGACGACCGUAUAAUUUUUCGGGGAAAAGAGAAGCAGGGAAGGUUAAGAUUAAAAAAAAAGGAGGAGGGGGGGGGCGUGGUUUGUUGUUAAAACCAACAAAUUGAAGAUUCUGUACAUACAAGCGGUGGUAAUUAGUAGUAGUAUAUUUUGAGUUUCGUAAAAGCAUUAAUUAUUAUUGCAUUAUCAGUAGGUUGGUAUCAAAUAUAUAUAGUUAGGAGCAGUACCAAAAAUGGUGCUUGGCUUGGAGGGUGAUGAAGACGGAAGAGAGUAGCAGCAGAUUCUGUGUCUUGGAUGCAAAGAAAGAUUGGGUGUUUUUGGGCUGCUGCUCAAAACUCCAAGGGACUGGGUAGCGCUUUGAGCGGACAGACUAACAGCAGCUGAAGAUUGUGUUAUUUAACUUAUUCCGGGUGUUUAUUAUUAUAUUAUAUUAAUUGUGAUGAAAGUUGGUGUCAUGGGAUAUGUAAGUAAAUUGUAUUUCCCCAUUAAAUGUCACUCCCCACUCCGUACUCUGUAAAUAUGGACGAAGCCAAGUCUCUCUAUGCUUUCUGUAAUUCCCUCCCUUGUGAAUGAUCAAUAUGGUUGGUUAAAAUCCC
This is a messenger RNA of Coffea eugenioides, 1923 nucleotides long. RefSeq names its product zinc finger CCCH domain-containing protein 20-like. The transcript has a single exon. The coding region runs from base 33 to 1220 and encodes 395 amino acids. The record is from RefSeq and is a predicted model, not a curated record. Lineage: Eukaryota; Viridiplantae; Streptophyta; Magnoliopsida; Gentianales; Rubiaceae. Gene Ontology annotation, molecular function: metal ion binding.